AUGAACUGUAUGGGUGAAAUAGUCAUCGUUUCUUUUCCUGCUCUUUUAAGGCCAACAAGAGUGCCACCAAAUUCGAGAUUCAUGAACCCAUGGGUAGUGUUUGUCACUGUCAUUGCGGUGGUAGGGAUCGCGGCCAUGAUCGUAGGUCUACUCAUUCACUAUUUAGCUUUCGAUCAGAAGUCUUGCUUUUACCAUAGUAACGUUCCAAUAAUGAAUGUUGAAUACAAUGAUCAGUUAAGCUCACCAGGUACACAAGAAUACAGAAUUUUGAGUGAAAGAAUUGAAUCUAUGAUUACUAGUGCAUUCCGACAAUCAAAUUUAAGAAAUCAGUUUAUCAGAGCCCAUGUUGUCAGACUGAGGAAAGACGGUAAUGGCGUGGUAGCAGACGUCGUCAUGAAGUUCCGAUUCAGUAGACAUAAGAAUGGCGAGUCGAUGAAAGGCAGAGUUCAAGCUGUCUUACAACACAUGCUGAAUAAUUCCGGAAAUCUGGAAACAAACCCUGCAACUGAGAUAACAUCAAUUACUGACCAAGAUACAGAAAAUAUUUUGACUCAAGCAUGUGGGGCCCGUCCAGACCUCAUUACACUGUCUGCAGAGAGAGUCAUUGGAGGUACUCAAGCUGAGGAGGGCGAUUGGCCAUGGCAAGUCAGUCUGCAGGUCAACGGUGCCCACCACUGUGGAGGGGUCCUGAUCAGUAACCUGUGGGUCCUGACAGCAGCUCACUGCUUCAGAAGCUAUUCUAAUCCUCAACAAUGGACUGCCACCUUUGGUGUUUCCACAAGAGCCCCUAGACUGAGAGUGAGAGUGAGGACUAUUUCCAUCCAUCACAAUCACACACCUGCAACUCAUGAGAAUGACAUUGCAGCUGUGCAGCUGGAGAGGGCUGUCACCUUCACCAGAGAUAUCCACCGGGUGUGUCUGCCUGCAGCCACCCAGAGUGUCAGCCCUGGUUCCACUGCUUAUGUAACAGGAUGGGGCUCACUAACUUAUGCUGGCAACACAGUCACACAACUACGGCAAGGACAAGUCAGAAUAAUAAGUACUAGUGAAUGUAAUGCACCCUCCAGUUAUAACGGAGCCAUCUUGCCUGGAAUGCUGUGUGCUGGGUUACUUACAGGUGCAGUGGACGCAUGCCAGGGAGAUUCUGGUGGCCCACUCGUUCAAGAAGACUCACGGCGGCUUUGGUUUCUUGUGGGGAUAGUGAGCUGGGGCUAUCAGUGUGGCGUGCCCAAUAUGCCAGGAGUGUACACUCGGGUGACAGCAUACCGGGACUGGAUCAGACAAGAAACUGGGGUCUAG
Messenger RNA from Fukomys damarensis (Damara mole-rat), 1299 nucleotides. RefSeq names its product transmembrane serine protease 11D. Gene Ontology annotation, cellular component: plasma membrane; extracellular region. Gene Ontology annotation, molecular function: serine-type endopeptidase activity. Gene Ontology annotation, biological process: proteolysis. NCBI's taxonomy places the organism in Eukaryota, Metazoa, Chordata, Mammalia, Rodentia, Bathyergidae. The coding region runs from base 1 to 1299 and encodes 432 amino acids. The record is from RefSeq and is a predicted model, not a curated record. The transcript has 9 exons.